AUGAUGCGGAUGUCAACAACGCUGUUUUUGACAAGUUCGUUUCUGUUUCUCAAUGCGUCAGAGAGGCCAAGCCCCAUCAUCCUGAGCCCUUGGCUGAGAAGCAGCAGUGACCAAUGCAUAGUUCAAGUGGCUGUUUAUAAGUUUUACCAGCAGAGCGGAGAAUAUAUUGCUCGUGUCCUUCCCAUUGACGAAAGCAGCAGUGAAGUCUUAUCAGUGGAGAGUCCAGAGAAACAGGGAUGGGUGUUGCUUCAAAGGAGAGUUGGACAUCUAGAGAAACCAUUUCGGAUCUCACUGGAGUAUGUUGCUAAUGGGAACAAGAGCAUAGCAGCUGUGGAUUCCUUUGCGAUGAAGAACUGCAGUACAGGACCUGCUUCUGGCUCAAAAAUGGUUCUGGAGGGUUCCUUCAGCUGCUGGAAUGGAACAGCCAUCAGGCUGGGGCAGGCAUGCGAUUUCAUCAGCGACUGUGCCGAGGGAGAAGAUGAGGGAGAUAUGUGCAAAAAGCUUCCCUCUGGCUUUUACUGUUCGUUUGAAGAAGGGGACUGUGGCUGGAUGCAGGGCUCCUCUGAAUCCCAUCCUUCUCCAUGGCGAAUUGGAAGCCCAGAGCACAACCAUUUUCCUUCAAUAGAAGGUUGUGCACUCCUCCUUAACACCAGCAAAACACCAGCAGCAGCAAACACUGUCAUGACCAGCACUGCAUUUCCAGCUCCUUUGAGGAACUCCCCCUGUGAGCUACGAAUGUCAUGGCUCAUCCAUGGUGUCUUGCUGGGAAAUAUAUCCCUGGUGCUGGUCGAGAACAAGACAGGAAAGGAGCAAAGCCAGGUGUUCUGGCAUUCAGAUAAAAGCGAAGGUUUGGGAAUGUGGCAGUGGAUGAUCUUACCUCUCCCAGAUAUGCUGGAUAGGUUUUGGUUUCAGAUCAUCGCUUCAUGGGAAGAAGGAUCUGAUGCUGUUAUUGCUUUUGACAAUGUCUCCCUUAGUCUGGACUGCUACUUAACAAAUCACUGGUUAUUCACGACGUGUGGUGCCAGUGGACCCUAUGGCCCCACACAGAGCCAAUGCAAUGAUGCCUACAGGAACUCCAACCUCAGUGUGAUUGUAGGAGCUGAAGGGAUUCUCCAAGGCAUUCAGAUCUGGAGAGUACCAGCAACCAACACAUACAGCAUCUCAGGCUAUGGAGCUGCUGGUGGGAAAGGAGGGAAGAACACCAUGGUGCGGUCCCACGGCGUGUCUGUGCUGGGAAUUUUCGACCUCCAGAAGGAUGAUACUUUGUAUAUCUUGGUGGGACAGCAAGGAGAAGAUGCUUGUCCUAGUACUAAUGAAGUUAUACAGAAAGUCUGCAUUGGAGAGAACAAUGUGAUUGAAGAAGAGAUACGUGUGAACAGAAGUGUCAAUGAAUGGGCAGGAGGAGGUGGAGGCGGGGGAGGUGCAACUUAUAUAUUUAAGAUGGAGAAUGGAGAACCGGUCCCCUUGAUAAUUGCAGCAGGAGGUGGUGGCAGGGCCUACAGGGCCAAAACAGACACAUUUCAUCCAGAAAGGCUGGAGAAUGAUUCCUCUAUUCCAGGGCUGAAUGGAAAUUCAGGAGCUGCAGGUGGUGGAGGUGGCUGGAAUGAUAACACUUCCUUCCUGUGGUCAGGAAAAUCCUUGCUGGAAGGUGCUACUGGAGGAAGAUCCUGCCCCCAGGCCACGAAGAAGUGGGGGUGGGAGACAAGAGGGGGUUUCGGAGGGGGUGGAGGGGGGUGCUCCUCAGGUGGAGGAGGCGGAGGAUAUAUAGGUGGCAAUGCUGCAGUGGACAAUGACCCAGAGAUGGAUGGGGAGGAUGGUGUGUCCUUCAUUAACCCAGUUGGUACUUUAUACACUCCAGCACUUAAAGUGACAGAGGGGCAUGGAGAAGUGGAUAUUAGGCUGCAUCUUAACUGCAGUCACUGUGAGAUGGAUGAGUGCCGUGUUGAUCUUGAGACUCAAAAAGUCAUUUGCUUUUGUGAGCCAGGCACAGAGUUGGCCGAGGAUGGUGUGUCUUGCAUAGCUGAGCCAGUGGUUCAUCUCCCUCUCUCCUUGGUCUUGUCUGUAGUGACUUCAGCAUUGGUGGCUGCCUUAAUUUUGGCUUUUUCAGGAAUCAUGAUAGUAUAUCGUCGGAAGCACCAGGAGUUACAAGCCAUGCAGAUGGAGUUACAGAGCCCAGAAUAUAAGCUGAGCAAGCUGCGUACCUCCACUAUCAUGACAGACUACAAUCCCAACUACUGCUUUGCAGGAAAGACCACAUCCAUUAGUGACCUCAAAGAGGUGCCUCGAAAAAACAUCUCCCUCAUCCGGGGUUUGGGCCACGGAGCCUUUGGUGAGGUAUAUGAAGGUCAGGUGGCAGGGAUCCCCAGCGACCCCACUCCCUUGCAGGUGGCUGUGAAAACAUUGCCAGAAGUGUGUUCAGAGCAAGAUGAGCUGGACUUCCUCAUGGAAGCUCUCAUUAUUAGCAAGUUCAACCACCAGAAUAUAGUGCGCUGUAUCGGGGUGAGCUUGCAGGCACUUCCCCGUUUCAUCCUGCUAGAGCUCAUGGCUGGAGGUGACCUGAAAUCGUUCCUGAGAGAGACGCGGCCUAGACCGAAUCAGCCCUCCUCCCUUUCCAUGCUGGACUUGCUCCACGUGGCUCGUGACAUUGCUUGUGGGUGUCAGUACCUGGAGGAGAACCACUUCAUUCACAGGGAUAUUGCUGCCAGGAACUGUCUCCUUACCUGUCGAGGGCCUGGGAGAGUGGCUAAGAUUGGAGACUUUGGAAUGGCCCGGGAUAUAUACAGAGCCAGCUACUAUCGGAAGGGUGGGUGUGCAAUGUUGCCCGUCAAAUGGAUGCCUCCUGAGGCUUUCAUGGAAGGGAUAUUUACAUCAAAAACAGACACAUGGUCCUUUGGCGUGUUGCUGUGGGAGAUAUUCUCUUUGGGGUACAUGCCCUACCCUAGCAAAAGUAACCAGGAGGUUCUGGAGUUCGUCACCAAUGGAGGAAGGAUGGAUCCACCUAAAAACUGCCCUGGCCCUGUUUACCGCAUUAUGACCCAGUGUUGGCAGCACCAGCCUGAAGAUCGGCCAAAUUUUGCCAUAAUCCUGGAGAGAAUUGAGUACUGCACUCAGGAUCCAGAUGUCAUCAACACUGCUUUGCCAGUAGAAUAUGGCCCGUCAGCUGAGGAGGAGGAGAAGGUAGCGAUGCGCCCCGACGAUCCAGAAGGAAUUCCUCCUCUCUUGGUCUCCACACACCAAGACAGAAAGGAUGACAAGCAAAGUCUGCCAUCUCCACCACCCCUGCCGUCAGCCGUCACUGCUGGAAAACCUCUAGGGAAAGUGGGAGCCUUGGAACCACCAGUGCCGGGGAAGGCGCAGUCAGCCUCAGCGGGGGGACAUAUCAACAUGGCCUAUGCCCAGUCCAAUCCACCGUCUGAGCUGCACAGAAGCCGGGGCUCCAGAAACAAGCCCACCAACCUCUGGAAUCCAACAUAUGGUUCCUGGUUUGGGGAGAAGCAGGCCAGCAAAAGCAGUUCCCUGCUGGAGAAGGAGAUGCCCGAGAGGGAGAAUUUGGGACAGGAAGGAAACUGUACUGUGGGGCCCAACAUUGUGACUGGCAGGCUGCCAGGCUCCUCCCUGCUAUUAGAGCCAUCUUCCCUAACAGCAAGUGUUAAAGAAGUGCCUCUCUUUAGGCUCCGCCACUUCCCCUGUGGGAAUGUCAACUACGGAUACCAACAGCAGGGCUUACCCUUGGAAGCCUCCACGCCACCUUGCGCGAGCAGUUAUGAGGACCCCGUCCUUAGAAACAAGAGCCACAUAACCCAGCAGGGGCCGUGA
This is a messenger RNA of Leptosomus discolor (cuckoo roller), 3816 nucleotides long. The record is from RefSeq and is a predicted model, not a curated record. NCBI's taxonomy places the organism in Eukaryota, Metazoa, Chordata, Aves, Leptosomiformes, Leptosomidae.